Messenger RNA from Hemibagrus wyckioides, 3896 nucleotides. RefSeq lists its product as uncharacterized. The record is from RefSeq and is a predicted model, not a curated record. The coding region runs from base 120 to 2018 and encodes 632 amino acids. NCBI's taxonomy places the organism in Eukaryota, Metazoa, Chordata, Actinopteri, Siluriformes, Bagridae. The transcript has 4 exons.
UUGAGGCUGUUGUGCGCGCGCGCAGAGCCGCUGGAGGACUAUCUCCACAACACAGCAGGAAUCACGAAGUUUCAUUCCGGGCCACCGGGUGUAAACCUGCAGCUCCGAGGAGGAGAGCGAUGGCGAGGCGCAGAGGAAAGAGCAGCAGUAAACAAGACGAUAACUGGUUACCUUUAGAGGCACCGUUGGGUCAGUCGUCCCGAGGCUUUAACGAAUAUGUCAUCCCGGGUGUUUUAUUACUUAUCAUCGCUGUCGGCGGGUCAGGAUUCGGCUGGGUCUGUAGUGAUCACCAACAAAUGAUAGAGAGUCUGACGGAAACGCUGGCGUCCAUGCAGGCGAGAAUAAACAAGCUGCAGCAGCAGUUAGGGCCUGAUAACGCACAGCUUGCCAAUGUUGGUGGUCUUGAAGAGCGCCUUGUGGCCCUGGAAGAUGCCUAUGCCAAAGCACAAAGACAGGUUGAGCUCGCCCUCGCCACAUCUGAACAAAUCAAGGAAAAAGACCUGCAAAGUAAAGUGUGGUCUCUGCAAACUGAGAUGAAUGACAAACUGGCAGAACUCCAGCAGAACACUAUUUCCAUUGCUGCUCUGAAUGCCAUCAUUAAGAACAAGAGUAUCGAGUUCGAGGUUGUGAAGCAGAGCGUCAACACUAUGUUGAGUGCUAAUGCAGAACUAGCCAUCCAGAUUGCUGGGUUUUCUAGCACACUUUCAGUGACUAAGUUACGCAUGGAUGAGCAGAUCUCUGUUGUGGAUGGUCUGAUGUCUCAGUUAGAGGGUCAAAAGAAGGAAAUCAAUGAAAUAAAAGACUUAUUUUCCAGUAACCAGGAAUCACUUGCUGUAAAUGCACAGGAGUUGAUGGAUAUCAAAGAGCUGCUAGAAUCUGAGCAAAUUAAACGGAUACAAAAGCUUGAGAAGCAGCUGAAGUCACUGUAUAAGCGUCUGGAAGAUCAUCAGACGAAUACAGAGAGUCUCCAUUUCCACCUCGCAGCCCAGUUGGAGGCUUUACAGAUAAAGUUUUUGCCUGGAGUUCAGCAAUCCAGCAGAGCUGAAGAGGAAUUUCAGGGUGAAGAACAGAUCAUAGAAUCAGACAAUCUAGAGAGAAAAGCAACAGAAAAAGAGUUGGAUAAAGCUGAAGAAGAAGAAUUUGAAGAAGAGGCAGAUAGAGAAGAAGACACAGCAAAAGAAGAUGAUGAAUUUAUUACAGAGCCAGAAGCAGUUGAUGAAGUUGAAGCAAGUGACUGGCCAGUGGAGGAACCUCUGAAAGAGAUCCAAACUCCUUCAGAGGAACUGGACACUGAAAUUGAAGAGGAUGUUGCUGAGGAACAAGUAGAUGCGGAUAUUACAGAAGACAUGGCGACUUUAAAUGAGGCACACAUGGUCACGAAUGAAAAAGAGGAGAUUGUUGUAAAUGAGAUCCAGAAAGCUUUGGAGGAUUCAGAUCAUGUGUCUGUUGAAACAGAGGGGAUUAUGAAUAAGAAAGUGGAGGUACCUGAUGGAGAAGAGAGUAAAAUUCAUUUAGAGGAAGCAAACAUGGACACAAGCAAAACAGAGAGGCAAACUGAGGUGCCAGAUGCAGAAGAGGUCCAGACUCCUUUAAAUGAUUCAAUUACCACCACUACUGAAACCGUGGAAACUGCUGUUGAAAAGCAAGAAGAGUUAACUGAAGCACAGGAAAUGGAGACAGAUUCAGAGGAAACAGAAAUGUUCUCAAAUAUAAUUGAGGAUUUUAGUGAGGAACAUGCUGAGCAUACUGCAGGGGAAAUCCACAGUGGUACAAAUAAGAUAUCAACUGCCGAAAUUAAGAUGCAGGAUAAUGGGAAUGCAGAGCAAGAAUCUGGGACUACUGCAGAGGAGAUUCAGAUUACUUCAGAUGAGACAGACAUGGCCAAAAAUGGGAAUGUAGACAAUCAAAUGACAGAUGCUGUCCCAGCUGAGAUUGAGCAGGAAGCAGAGGAGCAGGAGGAGCUUACAAUAGCGUCUGCCAAAGAAUCAGUCUCAAAAAAAUCAGUAAAAGAAGUGUAAUGGCAAAAGGAGGAACAUGCAAAAGGAAAACUAGUUCUCGUCAUUUUCUCACAUUACAUUUAAUGAUUCUUGUAUGAAAGUUUGUUCUUUCUAUACUCUUUGUAACAGUAAAAAGGUUUUUACAGAGCUCUACAGCAGUGAUUUUCUAUCUGUUUAUUCUAUCCAAGUAUUAUCUAUCCAAUGAACCUUUAAGUUCAUUGAAGAAUCCAGUUUUUUUUCUAAGUGUCCACUGAUAGUUUGAUUAAAAAAAGAUUACUUGAAAGUUGUUGUACAGUUCUUAAGUCAGAUUGUAAGUUGGAAACACUAGAUGAAGCUGUAUUUAGCUGGUUUUAGUUAUUUUUAUUCCUCUCUCUAAAAUAAGCUCAUACCAUUUUUCUAAACAAAAAGAAGUUUCUUUUACUUCAGAGAUGCUAUAUAUGUUCAUUCAAAUGUUCCUUUCUAACACUAGUCUUUUUAAAUAAACUAGAUUUGACAUUUUAUACUACUUCUCCUGUCCCCACCCCUCUGUCCCUACUCUUCUGUCUUUCUGCGGUUGUCAUUUGAUAUGGGACACCACUUGUUUAUUUACAGCAGUGAGGUCAUGGGGUUACUGCCUCAUACAGAGCUUGCCGUUGUGCAUGUGUGUCUGAUGACUUAUCAAAUAUCUUCAAGUAUAGUGGUGGCUUCAUAUACAGGAUUUUUUUUUUUAUCAAUCCCCAGCUGAUGGUCAAAAAGUGCAAAGCUGAUUUUCAUCCACAGGUCAUCAAUCUCAGUACGUUUAUUAAAGCAGUCUUCUUCAGAAAGGAUUAGUGUGGGAGCAGGUUUUCAUUGCAACCAAGCAGAAUCAACUGAUUAAAACAGGUGGCAUCAAGUAUAGCUCCUCCUUGAUUGGGAUGAAAACCAGCACCCACACCAGCCUUUUAUAGAUAACACUGGACACCCCUGUUUUAAUGAGUGUCUCAUGACAUCUUUUGACAUAAGAUAUAAACUAAAAACUAGAAAAUUGGAGACAAAUAGGAGAAAUAUGCUGUUUUGUUUUAGCAACAUGUGCUGUUAUAUACAAGUGAGUGCAUUUCUAUUUUUAUGCCUGUAGAGGUGGCUGUAAGUCCCUCAGAAAGUUAUCAAUGAACUGUUGUUGCUGGUGUAGUGAAAAAUGAAACAUGACUGCAUGUAGGAGUACAGGCAUGGUGCCUCACAGCUUGAGGGUCCUGGGUUUGAUAUUGAGCUCAGGUUACUGUCUGUGUGCUAUGGAAAUUCAGGGUUUGGGUUUACUCCCAACUCCAAAAAUAUGCCAUGCUUAACUUGCUUGUGUGUGAGAGUGAGAGAAAGAGAGAGAGAUUGAUUUCCUGCAGUGGCAUGGGGUGCCAUCAAUUGUGUAUUCCUUCCUCACAUCCAGUGAAACUAAGCGUUUACUAAAAAAAAAAAUAAAUGCAUUUAGGAGAAACCUAUAGUCUAUAGUCCCACAGGUUUCUACAUAAGAGAAGUAAACAUUCCUCCGCUAUAAAUAAAUGUGAUAUAAACAUGGUAUUAUGAAUUAUAAUUUCCCUCUGCAAUUAAGUGACACAUUUCAAAAAGUCAAACCAGAAGCACUAUCUUUUGUGUUUUAAUCAUAGUGGAUUGUAAAACUAAACAUUUUUGUUCCCUUAAAUAAAAAUACAAGAAAAAUGUAAAUAAUAAUAAAAAAUAAUAACCUAUAGCUCUUUUAAUGAAUAUAUUUUUCUGGUAUAAAGCAUAUUUGGCAUGUUUAUGUUGUUUAUUUUUGUAUCUCUUUUUAAGGCCCCUCUUGUCCGUCUUGUUUUGAUCAGUGUGUGUGUGUGUGUGUCUAUUUUUUAGGACAAGAAUUGCUCAAAACACUACACACUUGUUUGUAUGAAUAUUAUCUUACCCUUGUAAUCAUAA